CAAUGUGACGUUGAGUGUGUCUAAUAGCUAUGACAGGGUUGGAGUCUGGCUAUAAAUUGUAAGUAUUUUCGCAACAGCCGUCGUCGGGCGGAACUAAUGCAUCGAUAAUGAGGCACGGCCGGCCGCGGGCGACACUGCCGAGCCACCCACCUACAGUAAAUACUAUCUAUGGUACUAUACAAUAUUAUACCAGCGUAAGUCACGACGUUAUUCAUGGGGCGCUUUGUCAAUAUCUGAAGCGGGACAAUCGGCACGGCAACGCACGUCCUUGGCAGGCGAGCGAGACGUCAAUGGAACUGAAUAUUCCGUCUACGAUAACCCAGAUAUGGUAACGUAAACUGUGUAUAAAAAAUAAUAAGUGAAGGUUCGUUGGGUGGCAGCUACCGGGGUGCACGCGGCCUGGCAGUGAGGCUCGCCCGCCCGCCGCCGCCGCACCGCACAUGAACGUACCUAUUCUGAACGCUGCCAUGCAGAAUGCUUGACUUUACUCCCUAGGCGAAGGAAAUUAAAAUGAGUUUGUUCGUAGACUUGCGUCAGAUCAAGUCUUCAGUAACGAACCUCUCCGAGAUGGUGGAGAAGAUGUCGACAUCGGUGGAGAAGGACUGUCCGGCGCGGGGCUCACAGACCGAGCCGCCGACGGCGCGGACCUCCAUCUUCCGGCCCUCGCUGGGCCUCGGCGUGCGCUUCUCCAGCCAGGAGGACGUCACGCGCCACAUGCCCUCCGCGCGCCUGCGCAGCCACAUGUCUCUACCAGAGCUCGACAAGGACGACGUCUUCGACAAGACGCGGCGCGACGACCGACCGACCAUCACUGAAAUAAUCGACGACAAGAGCGAAACCAGACGAGGCCUCAACAUAUCUACGGAGAACUUAACCGAGUGGAUCGUGGCGAGCGCGCAGCGGCGGCCGCACUUCGACGACGGCGGCGCCGCGCACCCCAUGGACUUCCUCGCCGACGUGCGCUACUACGUGUCCGAGCUGCACAUGCCGGCGGACAAGCAGCUGCCCUUCGUCGUGUCCUGCCUGGACAGCGUGCCGCUGCUGUGGGCGCGCUGCUUCCGCCACGAGUUCAGCGACAUCGCCAGCUUCUACAAGGCGUUCGAGCAGGAGUUCUGGGGCCCGGAGCGGCAGAAAGCAGUACUAUACGACCUGAAGCUGGGGAAGUACGACCCGUCGUCGGGACUGAGCAUGUCGGAGUACUUCCUGCACAAGGUGUGCAGCUACCGGCACCUGGCGCCGCCGCCGUCGGACCUGGAGGUGGUGUACUCGCUGGCGGCGCACUACCCGGCGGCCGUGGAGCUGGAGCUGCGCCUGGCGCCGCGGCCGUCGCUGCGGGAGGCCUACGCGGCGCUGCGCCGGCGCGAGGGCGCGGCAGCCGACUUCCUGCCCAACUACUUGUAUGAGAUGUGCGAGGCGUUCCAGCGCGGGCAGCGCCCCGAGUCAGCCAGGAAGCAUGAAGGCAGUCAGUCCGCUAGAACGGCUAGUGAAGUACCGCCUAAGAAAUAAAUCUACUUGCCUAAGAUAUUCAUGGAAACUUUAGGAAUAUAGGAGUAGGACACUUAUUGCACAAAAUAUUUAUUAACCCAUCCAGGUCAUGGGGUAGGAGCGUUUAUCUGUACUCUGAAGCUAGGUCUGCAACAAUACCCGUAAAUUAUAAUCUAGAUAUAGAGUCUACAAAAAUCACUGAA
This is a messenger RNA of Plutella xylostella (diamondback moth), 1688 nucleotides long. RefSeq lists its product as uncharacterized. NCBI's taxonomy places the organism in Eukaryota, Metazoa, Arthropoda, Insecta, Lepidoptera, Plutellidae. The record is from RefSeq and is a predicted model, not a curated record.